AUGUCUUAUGAAAAAGUAUUUAAUGAAAUGGGAAAAAAUUUAGUGCAAGCUAAACAUUGCAGCUGUUCUCUCAAGGACAGCUGCUUGAAACCAAAUACUGGUGCUGCCUUUCAAGAUAUCCUUUCUACUUAUCAUUUCAUGGUGGCGUCGACAUGCCUCAUAACUGACCAAUGGGAGCCGAAUGCAGAUAUCAAAGGAUAUGACACAUUCGAUUUUAUAGUAGUUGGAGCAGGUUCUGCAGGCUGUGUAGUGGCCAAUCGGUUAACUGAAGUAACAAAAUGGAGCGUAUUACUGAUAGAAGCUGGUGGUGAUCCGCCUAUAGAAUCUUAUAUACCACAGCUCGACAAAAGUUUAAGAAAAACUCGAUACGAUUGGAACUACAAGACUGCGCCAACCGGGAGAAUAAAUCGAGCAAAUGUCGAAGAAAAAGUGGACUGGCCGAGAGGAAAGUUGCUGGGAGGGAGCAGUGGUAUUAAUGGCAUGAUUUACUUCGAAGGUUUACCUUAUGAUUACGAAAAGUGGCUUAACCUUGGUAACCCUGAGUGGCAUCCAGAUACUCUUCGCAAGUUUUUCAAAAAGUCCCAAAGUCUUCAAGAUGAGAAGUUGUUACAAAAUCCUUUAAUAAGAGAUGCAUACGGCUUACACGGACCCCAAGUCAUCAAUACUUUUAAUAGCACGUAUAGAAAUCUUACUCUAAAAGUUCUCAGUUCUUAUGACGAAAUGGGAUUUAAAAUACGAGAAGAUUUACAAACGGCACAGCUUCUAGGAUCAGGAAUAUUUAGAGCUACCGCAUACAAUGGAAGAAGGGCUAGUACAGCUACCACUUAUUUAAGUUACAUUCAAAAUAGGAAGAACUUUAAGUUAUUUAAAAACGCUCUAGUUUUAAAAGUCCUCAUUGACAACAAUAAUAGGGCUUAUGGAGUUUUAGUUAAACAAAAAGGUAAAACUAUAAAAAUAUUUGCCACGUUUGAAAUAAUUUUAAGCGCUGGAACUAUCAAUUCACCACAACUGUUAAUGUUGUCUGGUAUUGGAGAGAAGAACCAUUUGGAGGCUAAAAGGAUAAAGUGUAAAGUGGAUUUACCAGGAGUAGGUAAAAAUUUACAAGAUCAUAUGAUUCUGACAAUACCUGUUUUUAGUAAUGAACCUGGCUACGAAAAUAUAGAGGAAAAAUAUUUAGAUGUUGCACUGUAUGCUUACAAUCGGACUGGUUCCUGGGCUCAAACUAGUAUUGCUGAUAUACUUGCGUUUUUUGCUAAAGGCAAAAAUGCUUUGAUACCAGACUUCCAAAGUCAUUUGGUGAUAUUUCCUAGAAACUCAACGCGAGCUAAAAAUUAUUUUUCCAUAUAUAAGGAGCCGAUUGCACAAACAUUUGCUAAUUUAAUUGAAAAACAUAGCAUUUAUAUUUUCCAAUUUAAUUUGUUACAUCCAUAUUCACGUGGAAAUAUUUCUCUAAGUUCAAAUAAUCCUUUUGACAGUCCUUUAAUAUAUCCAAAUUAUUUUGAUGAUACAAGAGAUCUUGACGCUGCAGUAGAAGGUAUACAAAUUUUGUCAGGAAUAGUUGACACGGGUUUCUUUAGGAAUAUAAACGGGUUUCUGGGCAGAUACAACUGGCCUGAAUGCAAUGCACAUAAAACGAAUAGUGCGGAUUACUGGAGAUGUAUAGCUCCACAAAUCGUAACGACUGUAUACCACCCUGUGGGUACAUGUGGGAUGGGACCUGACCCAAGGUCAGCAGUCGUUGACAGCCGUCUGCGCGUGCAUCAUGUUAAAGGAUUGCGUGUUAUCGACGCCAGCAUAAUGCCCAAUAUCACAAGUUGCAAUACUAACGGGCCAACGAUCAUGAUUGCUGAACAUGGUUCUGAUUUAAUUAAAGAAGAUUAUGGCAUUAUAGAAAUGAGUUAAAAUACGAUAGCAAUAAUUUCAUUAUCAUCGAAAUUUAAAGCCAAAACUGUUCUUGUAUGUGGAUCAAUUCCCAACAAUCUCUUUCCUGUGCUUUUCUCUUGACUU
Molecule: messenger RNA, 2007 nt
Organism: Papilio machaon (common yellow swallowtail)
Lineage: Eukaryota; Metazoa; Arthropoda; Insecta; Lepidoptera; Papilionidae
Product: glucose dehydrogenase [FAD, quinone]-like
Exons: 4
Coding region: 1-1902 (633 amino acids)
Molecular function (GO): ecdysone oxidase activity; flavin adenine dinucleotide binding
Source: RefSeq, a predicted model, not a curated record